Molecule: messenger RNA, 2427 nt
Organism: Sclerotinia borealis F-4128
Lineage: Eukaryota; Fungi; Ascomycota; Leotiomycetes; Helotiales; Sclerotiniaceae
Source: the annotation of a GenBank genome assembly
AUGCUCCUGCGCCCAUCGACUUCCUGUCGAAGGCUCAAACAUCAUCCUACAACCUUUUUUGAAUGUGUAUGGGUCUCCGAAGCGGAUCUUUGCAACGCCUUUCAACGCUUUUGCGGUACCUCAAACAUUACACGUCGACAUGGAAGCUCAGUGCCAGGCCCAUUGGAAAGCAGGAGGAGAUUGGGGAGAAGACGGAUGGCACAUGUCACAGAGUUGGCACAAGCCCCAAUGUACGAUCCAGGGGCGUUAUGGUGCUCAUCGUGGGGACCAGAGAAGAUUGAAUCACAGUGGAAGGCUCCCACACCGCGCUUUGCUGAGCAACCAAAGCACCCGCCGACUUUACCAUCCUGGUUAAUGAAUUGGACCCCUAUGCAGGAGCAACUUCUAGACGAUUUUACAGAGACUGCAAACGCCGAGGGAUCAAUAGAGAAGAAUCUUGGCGUGUUGCAACAGGAAAGACGUAUUAAAGAUCAUUUUAGUGAUUUCGAAAAAGCCAUAAGAGUUAAUCACCGAGAGCGUGGUUGCACGAUAAGAGACCGGAGAACAGGUGAAAAUGGAAAAGAUGAUCAUCAGUUAUCCGGACCUGCCAAAGCUCUGGAACUUUACUUAUCCUUUGAUAAAAAAUUCCAACAGAGUCUUAUCCUUGGGCUAGUUACCAGCGAUCUACUAUCUAGCACACUUCAAGCUGUUACAGAUGUUCUCUUGGAAAUUUCUAGCGGCUCUUACGUCAACAUCGAGGAUUCCACUCGGCCAAAUCGUAACAUGAAGGGUCAUUUUCGUGGGAAUAAUUUUGACGUGACUGAGCAACUGCUUGCUUUUUAUACACGGAUCUGGAAUGGUAUUCAGUCUUGUAAAGUUCUCAACCCCAUGGAUUUUGAUUCCAAAGUCAUGGGAGAAUAUCUGUCUUUACUGGCAAGACUCUCAGGCACGAACGGAACACAACUUCUGAUUUCUGAAAUCCUCCCUUCACUCUCUGAAAUCCAGCUCAGCAGUAAUGUAGGCACUAUUUUAAUCUUACUAAAUGAGUGGUCAUUAGGUUGGCUCGACAAAUCGAAAACUCCAACAAAUGCAAAUGAAUCCUUGAUCAAAGCAGAAGCAUCUUUGAUGGCCUCACAACGAAGUAUUAACCGUCUUCGAAUGCUACUGUGGUCCAGUCGAGGCAAGGAAAGCCCUGAAGUGUCUCGACGCAUUCGAGAUGCCCUAAUUCGAGCUUCCACGGACCUUUCCACUGCGAGAGCCGAAGUAUUGGCUGCGGAGAGUAUAUCAAUACCUCAUAGCCACUCCAUUGAUACUAUGAGUACUACUCUAGCCUCUCUGCCUAAAGAGGUAAUUUCUGUUCUGAUCAGAUCUCAUUCCGAAUCAAUCGCCUCCGCAACUUUCCUGAACCAGAAAAGUGUUGCGGGGCUCAAAGACUAUCUUGCCCAAUCCCACAGAAUACGGCUUAACUGGCUCUCUGUAAUGUCAAAAUUGGAAAAUAUCGAUGAUUUCAUGUUCACGGAGGCAUUCAAAUUAUUGCAACAACAAGAUCUCAGCCAAUUCAGACUAGACACUAAACGAUAUACUUUGACUUGGCGCCAGACAGCUGAGCUCAUUUUAAACCGUUGGACUAGCCAAGGCCUGUUAAAAAAUGGUAACGCCAUCAUUAACACUUAUAAAAUGAAGACUCUUCAUUAUCCCUGGUCCUUAGGGUUGCUUCUCUGGAGUUUAGAAAAGUAUGGACAAUUGAGUGAUGACAAUCUAUAUAGUCUAUUUGACUUUCUCCGAGAUGUUGGAGAGUUUCGUCACAUACAUGCUGUACUAAAACAGUCCAGAAUGUUUAAUUUGCAGGUCAACGCCAAUGUCCUUGCAGACCUUGUCAACAAUAUGACUCCCGUCAAUCUUCAAGCCGCCUAUGAUAUAUACAUGAGAUAUUGUAUAGGCAAAGUCGAACCUGAGGCUUGUGCCCCCUUGAUUGCCACAAUGAUUUAUCACGGCAGCGGAGGUAUCUGGUCCGCGCUGGACGCUCCAAUCUACGCGGCAAUGCCAAAAUGGAAGAGACAUGCCCCCUCACCUAAAGUUCUUUCACUGGCACGAAUCGAGCUUGUUAAUGAAAUUGCGAAAGCAUUCGCCCACGGUAAGGUACAGAGCCCAAGACAAGCUCUUCGUAAUGUUACACAAUGUUGGCAUUAUCUUCGUGCACACAAGGUCAAGCCAACAUCUGAAAUUUCGAGUAUUAUUACGCAAUUGGGUAUUACUGUGGACGUGAAGAAUGAAAAUUGGGGCCGGACAGAGAGAGUCAGAUGGGUUUUGAAGGUGGUUGAAAAAGUGGAGGGGCCGGAGGUCGCGGAUGCCGUGAGGAGGGCUGUGGCUAAUUGGAGAGGUAAAUUAAGACUGAAAUUAGAGAGGUUCAAAAUACAGAAGAGGGAGGAAGGGAAUAUUAUGUACUAG